Molecule: messenger RNA, 261 nt
Organism: Triticum turgidum subsp. durum (durum wheat)
Lineage: Eukaryota; Viridiplantae; Streptophyta; Magnoliopsida; Poales; Poaceae
Source: the annotation of a GenBank genome assembly
AUGGCACGUAUGCAGAACAACACACGGGCCCUAUGCUUCAUAGCUCUUGUAGUCAUGGCCACCACUGUCUUCUCAGGUUAUGCAGCAGGUCGUUACAUAGAUACUGACCUGCUGUGUACACCUGUGGAGUAUUGUUCGCCGCCAGUCCGAGCUAGUGGCAACAUUGCGUGCAAGGCUAACUGUGUUAACCGAGGUUAUGCCAAGGACAAGAGCAGUUGCCAGGAAGGCAGUAGUGGCACAUGCUGCUGCGGAAAAAACUAA